Funneliformis mosseae is the source of this 414-nucleotide messenger RNA. The record is from the annotation of a GenBank genome assembly. NCBI's taxonomy places the organism in Eukaryota, Fungi, Glomeromycota, Glomeromycetes, Glomerales, Glomeraceae.
AAGAGAACUUUUAGAAAGUACUCUUAUAGAGGAGUUGAUCUUGAUCAAUUAUUAGACUUGACUAGUGAUCAAUUGAUGGAUUUGGUUCAUUGUAGAGCAAGACGUAGAUUUCAACGUGGGCUCAAACGUAAACCAAUGAGCUUAAUUAAAAAAUUACGUAAAGCUAAAAAGGAAGCUCCUCCAAAUGAAAAACCUUCGGUUGUUAAAACUCACUUACGUGAUAUGAUAAUUGUGCCUGAAAUGAUUGGUUCUGUUAUUGGUGUUUAUAAUGGAAAAACUUUUAAUCAAGUUGAAAUUAAGCCUGAAAUGAUCGGCCAUUAUCUCGCGGAAUUCUCCAUCUCAUAUAAACCUGUUAAACACGGUCGUCCUGGUAUCGGUGCAACUCAUUCUUCACGUUUUAUUCCAUUGAAAUAA